Phacochoerus africanus (Common warthog) is the source of this 1606-nucleotide messenger RNA. RefSeq names its product eukaryotic translation initiation factor 2 subunit alpha (gene EIF2S1). Bases 242 to 1189 code for a protein of 315 amino acids. Gene Ontology annotation, cellular component: eukaryotic translation initiation factor 2 complex; eukaryotic 48S preinitiation complex; eukaryotic translation initiation factor 2B complex. Lineage: Eukaryota; Metazoa; Chordata; Mammalia; Artiodactyla; Suidae. The record is from RefSeq and is a predicted model, not a curated record. Gene Ontology annotation, molecular function: translation initiation factor activity; ribosome binding; RNA binding. The transcript has 8 exons.
CCUCCUAAGGCCCACAGACCUCUUUGUGCGCGGAGGACCUAGACUCUAUGGUAGGUGAUGAAGAGCGGUCUGUAGUCUGUCGGCGCUUGCGUGCUGCGAGGUGGUUCCGCAUGCGCGGUAGGGUUGAGCGAAGCGCACGCUGAAGAGAGUCGGCGGCUGCUGCGGGUGGAUCAAGUCAGUUCUCUCUGAUUGAAGAGCGCGGCGCGGGGCCCCAGUGCGGGAUCCAUAUACAUACCUCAGAAUGCCGGGUCUGAGUUGUAGAUUUUAUCAGCACAAAUUUCCUGAGGUGGAAGAUGUAGUGAUGGUGAAUGUGAGGUCCAUUGCUGAAAUGGGAGCCUAUGUCAGCUUGCUGGAAUACAACAACAUCGAAGGCAUGAUUCUUCUUAGUGAGCUCUCCAGAAGGCGUAUCCGUUCUAUAAAUAAACUCAUCCGAAUUGGCAGGAAUGAAUGUGUGGUUGUCAUUAGAGUGGACAAAGAAAAAGGAUAUAUUGAUUUAUCAAAAAGAAGAGUUUCUCCAGAGGAAGCAAUCAAAUGUGAAGAUAAAUUCACAAAAUCCAAAACUGUUUACAGCAUUCUUCGUCAUGUUGCUGAGGUGUUGGAAUACACCAAGGAUGAGCAGCUGGAAAGCCUGUUCCAGAGGACUGCCUGGGUCUUUGAUGACAAGUACAAGAGACCAGGAUAUGGUGCCUAUGAUGCAUUUAAGCAUGCAGUCUCAGACCCAUCUAUUUUGGAUAGCUUAGACUUGAAUGAAGAUGAACGGGAAGUACUCAUUAACAAUAUUAAUAGGCGUUUGACCCCACAGGCUGUCAAAAUUCGAGCAGAUAUCGAAGUGGCUUGUUAUGGUUAUGAAGGCAUUGAUGCUGUGAAAGAAGCCUUGAGAGCAGGUUUGAAUUGUUCUACAGAAACCAUGCCCAUCAAGAUUAAUCUAAUAGCUCCUCCUCGGUAUGUAAUGACUACAACCACCCUGGAGAGAACAGAAGGUCUCUCUGUCCUUAAUCAAGCUAUGGCUGUUAUAAAAGAAAAGAUUGAGGAAAAGAGGGGUGUUUUCAAUGUUCAAAUGGAGCCCAAAGUGGUUACAGAUACAGAUGAGACCGAACUUGCAAGGCAGCUGGAGAGGCUUGAGAGAGAAAAUGCAGAAGUGGAUGGAGAUGAUGAUGCAGAGGAAAUGGAAGCCAAAGCUGAAGAUUAACUUUAUGGGGAACAGAGUCCAGUUUAAGGAACACAAAGCAGCCUUCCUGGCUGUAAACCCUAGACUUGAAAGUUUUCCAGUAUUGAAAACUUCAAAGCUGAAUAUUUUUUAUUUCUAAGUAUUUAAAUGUUCUGACAGACCAAAACGUGAAAUGCCCUCCUAAAUGUCAGCUGUUUUCACACAGUAGCUCCAACACAUUGAGCAUUUUUUAAAGGAGUGGCCUGAUUUCACUAGACAAAUCUUUAAAAACAGUCAUAAAAUUGGGCUCGUGAUUUCCAUUUUUGAUGUCUCCAGAUUGGCACCCCUUUGUAGUUCAGUGCCUCCAUGAAAUUUACCGGGGCAUCCAAAGCAGAUAGUCCCAACCUUUCUAUAUAAAAUGUAUCAAACAAACAUUAAAUAAAUUUCUGGGAUAUUUAA